Carassius auratus (goldfish) is the source of this 2003-nucleotide messenger RNA. Its product is annotated as CD48 antigen-like. Lineage: Eukaryota; Metazoa; Chordata; Actinopteri; Cypriniformes; Cyprinidae. The transcript has 4 exons. The record is from RefSeq and is a predicted model, not a curated record. The coding region runs from base 8 to 856 and encodes 282 amino acids.
AUUUCUGAUGUUAAAACUGAUGAAGAAAAUGCUUCCCCUGAUUUUUUUCCUGCUGUGCUUGUGGUGUCUAGUUGGCGUGUCUGGUGUUGAUGAAGUGAAGUCAGUGUCAGUGAUGGAGGGAGAUUCAGUCACUCUAUACAUACAGAGAGACGAUGAGAUCGAGUGGCGGUUUGGACCAACCAAAAGUAUCUUAGCUGAAGUCAAAGAGAACAAUGACUUCAAAUUUUAUAAAGAUAGUGCUGGUGGGAGAUUCAGAGACAGACUGAACCUGGAUCGGACUGGAUCUCUGAGCAUCAUAAACACCAGCACCACAGACUCUGGAGAAUAUAUAGUAACCAGAACUAAAACAAGUGCUGUACUAUACACAUUCAGACUUGGUGUCUAUGCUCCUGUUCCUGUUCCUGUUUUUAUGAGACACUCUCCACAGUAUUCAUCAUCAUCAGAAAGGUCAUCAAAAUGUCUGUUGCUGUGUUCAGUGUUCAAUGUGAGUCAUGUGACUCUCUCCUGGUACAAAGGAAACAGUUUAUUGUCCAGCAUCAGUGUGUCUGAUCUCAGCAUCAGUCUCUCUCUUCCUCUGGAGGUGGAAUAUCAAGAUAAAAACAGCUACAGCUGUGUGAUCAACAAUCCUAUCAGCAACCAGACCACACAUCUGGACAUCAGUCAAAUCUGUUCAGACUGUUGCUGUUGUUGCUCUACUGAAACUAUAAUCCGAUUGGUCCCCGCUGUUGUGGUGGUCGUGGUCGUGGUGGUGUUUCUGGCCUUUCUGGUUUAUGGAUUCAGAACCAGAAAUCUUCAACGGAAGAAGAGUGUGCAGACACGAACAACAGACACCAAUCCAUUAGAUGUCCUUGAAUGACUGGACCCAUUAUCUGACAAGAAAUCCUUUAAGAGAAUAUAAUUUCAGGACAAAUGUAAAGCCCCUUUCACACUGCAAUUUCGGAAAAUACACGGGUAAUGUGUCCCGUCAAAUGUUCCCAGGUCGCUAGGUUUUGCACACUGCCAGUGAUUAACCAUAAUAUGUGCGUGCGUUCACAAACAACCCGUAAUGGUCCCGGGACAUGUUUGCGUUCACACAGAAGGCGACCCGGCAAUGUUCCGGCAAUUUUCCAGGACCAAUGUGCAGUGUGAAAAGGGCUUAAGUUUGGAAGGAAAAGACUUCCGAUUCAUUAGCCUAUCAUAGAUUAUCAUAGAUCAUACCAGUCUGUUUAUGAAUACAAUUUAAAAAAAGGAUAGAACAAUACAAGUCUGUAAUAACAAGCAGCAUAACAGAGUGUUUAUGUUCAGCUAAUAUAAGUAGGCUAAGCGAUUUACACUUGCAGCCUCGCACUUCACACAUUCACAUUUAUACAAAGAAUCCGGCCUUAUGUUACUUUUUUCACCUUUGCAAAUAAUAGUGCCUUGCUUACCCAUUGCAGUCUCUAUUAGAUUAAAAUGCUAAAUGAAUAUUCAGAAUUCAGAUCAAACUCCACAGACUGACAAAAACCAUCGACGUCAGCUGCAUCAGUCACUGAAAAGAUUUCAACAAUAGAUGACUUCAGUACAACAAUCUGAAGAGUGUUACACUACACAAAUAAGGAAUUUAUUUCUGUGCAAAUAGAGAAGCAAGUGAUCAAUGUAGAGAAAAUAGAAAUUAUAUAUAAACAGACAUAAUUCUGAUUGAAUGAAUGCGAUUCUCUUCUGCAAAAUUACAAUUUUAAAUAUAACUAUGAUUUGUAGCAUUUAGAAUGGUUGUUUACUGUGAAUGUUAAAGAUUUAUUUAGACUAAAGGUAAAGAGUUGUCUAUCAGGGGUUUAUGACCCAUCUACAUCUCACCUUUCAGUCGAGGCUGCAUGUCAGAAUCUUUUCUGAACUGCAGAUUCAGUCAUUUUAAUUUAGCUUUCAUAAAGACCCUGCCGAAUAUGGAAAAACAGCCUUGUCAAAGGCCUUAAAACUGUAUAAAUAUGUGUAUCAACAACUCACUAUUUCCAUGAUCAAUAAAACAUAUAUAUAUUAUCGAAAAUGAA